This is a messenger RNA of Fusarium poae, 1620 nucleotides long. RefSeq lists its product as uncharacterized. The coding region runs from base 1 to 1620 and encodes 539 amino acids. NCBI's taxonomy places the organism in Eukaryota, Fungi, Ascomycota, Sordariomycetes, Hypocreales, Nectriaceae. The record is from RefSeq and is a predicted model, not a curated record. The transcript has 5 exons.
AUGGCUGGAGCAUAUGACCACAACUUUCUCCUUUCCAACGCUGACCACAUCAACUUUAACCAGUGGAUAGACGAGAAUUUCCACGAAUCUACCUCGAAGUUCGACCUGACGGAAAUGGAUCCCCUCGACAACGUUUUCAAGCCGCAGGAGCACAUCGAUCGCCUCGGUUCUCCUGAUCAAUGUUUUGUUGAUUGUGAUCUGGCUUAUUUGAUGAGUCCUACCUUUCCACCUGCCCCGGCCGCGGGGUCUGAUGCGUCUGGGACUGCCAAGGCUGAGUCUCCAGAGAUGUUUGACUUUACCUGCCUUGAUGCCGAUAUUACCUCUGGACAGGAUAUGAGUGGAGGUAACAGUACUUCAGAUGGGAUGUUCGAGGGGGGUGUUACGACUACUCUUACUCCUGCUGCCGAGACUCUUCGGGUUGCCAGCGUUGACCCUGCUAUGAUGGAGUAUCAACAAGAGAGUCAGCCGGCCAAGACUCAAGUUCAGGGCCACUACCAACCUCAGCCUCAGGUUCAGGUUCAGGGUCAUUAUCAGCUUCAGCCUCAGUAUCAACUUCCGGUUCACACUCAGGCUCAGUUUGAUGGUCAGGUCCAGACUCAAGCACCUCCUUACCAACCUCUGCUCAAUAGACCAUGCACCUUUGGAAACCAGCAAAUACAAGCGAACCAGUAUUUGAACUUGCAUCCUCAGAGACUCAUCACUUCCCAGCCUGAUCCGCCUCAAUCUCAGCCCCAGCCUCAGUAUCACUUCCCAACCGUGAUGCCCUCCUACAAUCCGAAUCCCCCUCAACAAAUCCGUCCAGCCAUUGAACAACCUCCCAAGAAAUACCGCGCUCCUGCUAAACCCACAGCGCAAAACCCGAGCCAAGAAUGGCUAGUUCCCAAGCUGGAUCACUUUACGCGCCAAUACCAAGGCUACAUCAAUACCCCCAACAUGGCCAAAACUGUAGAAAGCGUCUUCCUCUCUCUAUCUCGUCCCCCGGCAAACGCCACGACAACUCGUCAUGCCAAUGAUCCAAGCUUUCCCCGAACAAUGCAGGAUUAUCGUAACUGCGUCAAGCAAAUGUUCGAGGCCAUAUGCGACUGGUCCAGUACUCGUGAAUGGCGGGCAAAGAUGGGCCAUCCCUUGGCAACGCAGUGGGUUGAAAAGGUCAAAAGAAAUCGUCGGAAUCUCGGCUUGUCAACCGCGGCGAGUGAUCUCACGGAUGAAGAUCUGGCUCCUCCUGCGAGCGAGAUGCCUCCUGUUGAUGAGCAAUGGAAGAAUGUCAUUCAUCGUCGUUUGUCUGAUAUCGAGAUUGAACUUCUCUGCGCCAAGAUCUUGGGUGAAGCUAUGUUUGCUCAGGAGGGUCGAAACUUCAUUCCUCUAUGGAGCAACAGCGAAACGCAGUGGGAAGAUCGCAUUCUGAAUGCCUUUCGACUCAAUAAAGUCUUGAUCCAUUCUGCUCUUCGCGCCUCUUGGAUCUCACGAAUCACAAACUCUCCAUUCUCCGAGACUCGUCGCAAAGAUCAGAACAAAGCUGGUAAUGAUCGCAAGCGAACUCUCAUCGAGCAGGUUGAGAAUGGACGCAAGAGACCUGUGAAUGAACAGGGUGGUGGCAAGCAGAAGCGACCCCGAACUUAA